Messenger RNA from Scleropages formosus (Asian bonytongue), 3767 nucleotides. RefSeq names its product sperm associated antigen 1b (gene spag1b). The transcript has 19 exons. Gene Ontology annotation, molecular function: protein binding. The record is from RefSeq and is a predicted model, not a curated record. Bases 123 to 2912 code for a protein of 929 amino acids. Gene Ontology annotation, cellular component: cytosol. NCBI's taxonomy places the organism in Eukaryota, Metazoa, Chordata, Actinopteri, Osteoglossiformes, Osteoglossidae.
GUUGCCUCGCUGGCGGUUGCUCUUUUUGUGCGAAGAAUUUUCAAAUUGUAUAAAACCUGGAGCUGUUAGGAUAGAAGUUUCCUGCGAAACUUCACGAUUUGUGACACAGCUGGAGUUGAGCGAUGAGUGCAGACAUGGUCUCUUCCCUCCCGAGCGGGGACGUCACAGCGGAGGGCAGAAUCCCUUUGGAGCAUCUGGACUACGAGUACAUCCAAAACUGCACUGACCUCCGGUAUUUGGAAAAGAUCCUUCACGUCCUGAGGUCUGGCAAAGAGGGUGUGUACCCUCACCUGAUAGAGUUCUGUGAGAGUCGGAUAGCAAAGCUGGAACCCAAGAGCCGGGCCCUACGCAAGGACCAGCCCCCGGCAACAGCUGCCAGUUUCUCCAUGAUCGAAUGGAACCAAAUCACUGAAGACCUGGAGGCUUGGGAGACUGAAGCCAAGCAGAACGAUCUGGAAAUUCAGCAGCUUCCUCUCAUCGAUGACAUGGGAAAAGUGCCGCCCGUGCGUGGCUCAAACGCCUCCGUCCCUCUGACACAGAAUUCGGUUAGGAGUGGAGCCGGGGUAAACGGAAAGAAGUCGGCUCUUCCAAGGGAUUACCGAGAGUGGGACAGGUUUGAUGCUGAAAAGGAAUGUAACGCAACUGAUGGAAACGUUCCGGAAAAGAGUUCUCGAACCGUUGUCAAUCAAAGUCUUCCAAAAAUCAGCCGAAGACUGGACGCUGCAGGACUGGGUGAAAAAGAGCGCGAGAUCCUGGCAAACCGAGAGAAGGAAAAAGGGAAUGAGGCGUUCAAGGCCAACGAUUACGAAGAGGCUGUGGUUUACUACUCAAGGAGCUUGUCGGCGAUGCCCACGGCCGCCGCUUACAACAACAGGGCCCAGGCGGAGAUCAAGCUGCAGCAGUGGCACAACGCCCUCAAUGACUGCCAGCGGGUUCUGGAGCUGGAACCGGGCAACUUGAAAGCUCUGCUGCGUCGUGCAACUGUGCAGAAACACCUGGGUAACCUGAAGAAGGCGGCUGAGGAUCUGAACGAGGUGCUGCAGACCGAACCGCAAAAUGCUAUCGCAAAGAAAAUGAUGCAUGAAGUGGAAGACAAGCUCGGCAAUCAAACGGGGAGUUAUGACAAGGGCAGGAGGAUCCUCAUCGAAGAAGUGUGUGACGAAGAUGAGGGAGCUCCUCCAGCUCCUCCAGCUAAACCCGGCCUAGGCGUGGGAGGAGAGUGCGUCGCUGCUCCUUCCGACAGGGGAGACAUGGGGAACGCGCAGAAGAAGUCGCCGGGCCGGGGGGACGGCCCCCCCCGCGGCGAGCCCGGCUCCCACGGGUCACAGCGCCGGGGCAAGAGGGGCAGCGCAGACCACCACGGAGCGCCGGAGCAGCAACGGAAGGAGCUGGCCAACGGGGCCCAGGGGGCGGGGAGCCACGAAGCGGAUCAAAGCGGCGGUGGCGGCGGCGCCGGAGCCCACGGAGAAGACGGCAGCCGGCUCGACGACGUCCCCUGCGGGGCCCUUCCCCCACCCCUGGCUCGGCUCAAGCAGGAAGGAAACCGGCUCUUCAGGAACGGACAAUUUGCCGACGCGCUGGACAAGUACAGCCGGGCGAUCGCGGGCUGCACGGACGCAGGGAUCGACAGCCCGGAGGACCUCGCUAUUUUGUACUCCAACAGAGCAGCCUGCUACCUGAAGGAUGGGAACAGCGCAGACUGCAUCCAGGACUGCACCAAAGCCCUGGAGCUGCAGCCCUUCUCGCUGAAGCCCCUGCUGCGUCGGGCCAUGGCCUACGAGUCGCUGGAGCGCUACCGCAAGGCCUACGUGGACUACAAGACCGUCCUGCAGAUCGACGUAUCGGUGCAGGCCGCUCACGAUGCCAUCCACAGGAUCACCAAGCUGUUGAUCGAGCAGGAUGGCCCCGACUGGCGGGAGAAGAUUCCCGAGAUCCCGCUGGUGCCCCUGUCAGCCCAGCAGCACCGACGUGAGGAACCCCCGAGCGAGGAGGUGGCCCAGGCUCGCGCCGCCAGGGCUGCGGAACAGGCGGCCAGGAAAGCAGAAGUGCGCUUCUCUGCAUUGAAGCAAGAAGGAAACGAGUGUGUGAAGAAGGGACGGUACCAGGAGGCACUGGGCAAGUACAGCGAAUGCCUUGCGCUGAAGCCCGAGGAGUGUGCCGUUUACACCAACAGAGCGCUGUGUUACCUGAAACUGGAGCGCUUUGCGGAAGCCGAGCAGGACUGCGACUCCGCCCUGAAGCUGGAGCCCUCCAAUAAGAAGGCGUUUUACAGACGGGCGUUGGCCUACAAAGGCCUUCAGGACUACCUGGCAUGCAGCUCAGACCUCCAGGAGGUGCUGCGCCUGGACCCCAACGUGCAGGAGGCGGAGCGGGAGCUGGAGGAAGUGACGGUGCUGUUGAGGCAGAGCCUGGCGGAGGGCUUGCCGGACAAGCAGAGGAGGACCGUCCCCAUCAAAGAAGUUGAUGGCAGCGACGAGGAGACGGACACGCCGAACGGCCCCGGUCCCGACGCGACGGAGAACCACAGGCCGACCCCCCGGCCCACCGACGCCUACGAGUUCAGCCAGGCCCUGAACGCAGCUCGGUCCCGGAGCGACGUGGCCGCGUGCGGAGAGCUCCUGAGGUCCGUCCCGCCCGAGACUCUGCCCCUCUUCGCGAGCAGCACCCUGGAUGCAGACACCCUCAGCUUCAUCUUCCGGGCGCUGGACGAGCAGCUGCUCCAGGAGGAGCCCGACCUCGUUUACCAGCACCUGAGCCACCUGCACGCGGCGGAGCGGUUCUCGGUGGUGCGGAUGCUUUUGGGCAAAGAGGAACAGCAGCGAGCGGCUCAGCUGUUCGAGGGGCUUUCGGCUGCGCGGGGCACCGCGUUCACAGCCACCGACGUCAAGAACCUGGCCAACAAAUACAUCUAAGGGCUCCCGGUUUCUCUCGCAUGCGUUGGAGAGGACGCUCUAUGCAACCGCACCAUUCCAAAACACUAUAAACAUAUCGAAACGGAACGAAAUGCACCAACAUCUCCAUUGGAUCGAAAACCGUGACACGGCCUUUUUCAGGGAGGGCUUUGCGCUACUUUGAGGUUGCAGGCAUUCUUUCUACAUUCUUUCUCCGCAGAGGCAUCGCCGCCUUUACGAACACACAGUUUUGGCUGCGAAGGUACAGACAUUCCCGUUUAAAGGAAAUGUUGUGCUUUAAGUUUGCGGUGAGGAUAACUAGUGAAAGUAGAGCACCACGGAGGGUUUGGGACUCCGGGCACACAGGUGGGUAACUGUCUUCUGAAUACCGGAUGGCUGGUUUGUUACUUUGUCCCAACGCUGUUUAAGUACAUCACAAAUUUUCCAUCUUGUUUUGGGCAGCAGGUGGAAGAGUGGUUAAAGCCAUCUCCUUGUAAGCAAAGGCUGUGCGUUCAAGUCUCUGCUCCUGCUGUAGUACCCUUGGUCAACCUUACCCCGAGUUGAUACGGUAAUAAUUACCCUACUCUAUAAAUGGGUAAAUCAUUGUAAGUAGCGCAGUGUCCAAACCUAAGAUUGUCGCUUUGGAGAAAACGGGUCAGAUAAGAGUAAAUGAGUAAUGGCAAAUAAUUUUCUCCUCCCUGGAAGUGGAGUAAUCAGUAACAUCUGGAAAAGGUUUUUCUCUGUCCAAACAUCUUCGUUCAUGAGACGAGUGCCGUGACACAAUGAAAACGCAUUAAUUCUUUGGUGCUCGCAGGACAUGGCUAUUGAGACCCAUGUAGCGGAAGGGGCCACACCGCAGGGCAUCCUCCUGCCUUU